AUGUCAUUUGAGGAUAAGUUUGAAAAGUUAUCUGUGUCGCAGAGGGCUUCAGACCAUAUCAAUAAUCAGCUCUUAGAGAAGUUUAGUCACAAAAUUAAAACUGAUGAACUAUCAUUCAGCAAAGCCAAAACUUCGAAGGAUAAAGCUAACCGGGCAACUGUGGAGAAUGUCUUGGAUCCCAGAACUAUGAGAUUUCUGAAAUCAAUGGUCAACAGAGGUGUCAUUGCGGAUCUGAACGGUUGCUUAAGUACCGGGAAAGAAGCCAACGUCUACCAUGCUUUUGCAGGUACAGGUAAAGCGCCCGUGGUAGAUGAAGAAACAGGGAAAUACGAAGUUUUAGAGACGGACGGACUUCGUGCAGAAUACGCCAUUAAGAUCUAUAAAACAUCUAUUUUAGUUUUUAAAGAUCGUGAGAAGUACGUUGAUGGUGAAUUUAGAUUUAGAAAUGCCAGAUCUCAACAUAAUCCAAGAAAGAUGAUUAAAAUUUGGGCUGAGAAAGAAUUCAGAAAUCUGAAAAGAAUUCACCAAAGUGGUGUCAUUCCGGCGCCUAAACCAAUAGAAGUUAAGAAUAAUGUCCUGGUUAUGGAAUUUCUAAGUAGGGGAAAUGGAUUUGCGUCACCAAAAUUAAAAGAUUACCCAUACAAAGAUCGUGAAGAGAUUCUACAUUAUUACCAUACAAUGGUAGCAUAUAUGAGGUUGUUAUACCAAGUCUGUCGUCUGGUACAUGCUGAUUUGUCGGAAUAUAACACUAUCAUCCAUGAUGAUCAGUUGUACAUGAUUGAUGUUUCUCAGAGUGUAGAACCUGAGCACCCAAUGAGUUUAGAUUUCUUGAGAAUGGAUAUCAAGAACGUUAAUUUUUAUUUUGAGAAAAUGGGUCUUAAUAUUUUUCCUGAAAGGGUUAUUUUCCAGUUUAUAAUAUCGGAAGCCUUAGAAAAAUUUAAAGGUGAUUAUAAGAAUGUUACUGAUUUGAUUGGAUAUAUUGCGAAGAACUUACCAAUAAAAUCCACGGAACAAGAUGAAGCAGAAGAUGAGAUAUUCAGGUCCCUGCACUUGGUUAGGUCAUUAGGUGGCUUAGAAGAAAGAGAUUUUGAUAGAUAUACAGACGGUAAGUUCGAUUUGUUGAAAAGUUUAAUUGCCCAUGACAAUGAACGAAAUUUCGCUGCCUCUGAACAGUUUGAUUUAAAUGACAAUGAUCACGGAAGUACUUCAGAAUCAGAAGAAUCUUCUGGAAGUGAAGACGAGGAUUUAAGUGGAAGCGAAGAGAAUGAGGAAAGUGACAGUGAUGAUCGCGAGUAUUAUGACGACGAUGAGCCAAAAAUACUAAAGGGUAAGAAAUAUGAGGACAAAGACGUUAAAAAAUUACGCAAGCAGGAAGCUAAAGACACCAAAAGAGAAAAAAGGAAAACCAAGGUCAAGAAGCACAUUAAAAAGAAGUUAGUGAAGAAGACUAAAUCGAAGAAAUAA
This is a messenger RNA of Saccharomyces eubayanus, 1464 nucleotides long. It is a transcript of the gene RIO1, whose product is annotated as protein kinase RIO1. The transcript has a single exon. Gene Ontology annotation, molecular function: protein serine/threonine kinase activity; ATP binding. Lineage: Eukaryota; Fungi; Ascomycota; Saccharomycetes; Saccharomycetales; Saccharomycetaceae. The record is from RefSeq and is a predicted model, not a curated record. The coding region runs from base 1 to 1464 and encodes 487 amino acids. Gene Ontology annotation, biological process: maturation of SSU-rRNA. Gene Ontology annotation, cellular component: preribosome, small subunit precursor; cytosol.